AUGACCCGAUGUGACCCUACUUCUCCACAAACGCACGUAGAGAAUCUAAUAAUAAAUUGUACAGUAAAAUCUAAUCCACCAACCAAUGAUAUAGUAUGGUAUCAAUCUAAUGGUGAUAUUGUACCAAAUCAAUUUGUGGUUAAUUCUGGAGCUAAUAGAAGAGAUUUAGUUAUUAAUGAUAUCAAUCGUAGCAAGUCAGAUAAUUAUACCUGUACAUCAAGAUUAGAUCUACAUCCUACAAUUGGUGAUAUUUUACCACAGACUCACAGUCAAUCUUAUAUCAUAAAUGUUCAUUAUUUUGAUGAUAUAGUAAUAACCACCAACCAAACUAAACUAAAUGAUGAUGUCUUUAUUAGAUGUACUGUUGAUAGUAACCCACCAGCUUCUAUCAAAUGGUUUAAAGAUGGUGAUGUAGAAUUACACACAACAAAUUCAAAUAUCUACUUUAUAUCAUCAACAUCCUGUUUAGACACUGGAAAUUAUUCCUGUUUAGCUACAAACCCUUUUUAUACAAAUCAGAAAACUAAAUCAUCGGAACUGUUUGUACACUGUUCACCACGAUUAGAUGCAAGAGAAGAUCACAGACUAAAAGUAUCUGGUAAUAUUGGAGAAACAGUUGAAUUAACAGCAGAUAUUAUUUCCUAUCCUGGUGCUAAUUUUCAAUGGUUUUAUAAAGAUAGUUGCAGUGAUAUAAUGAUUGGGAAUUAA
Lottia gigantea (owl limpet) is the source of this 708-nucleotide messenger RNA. RefSeq lists its product as hypothetical. Gene Ontology annotation, biological process: cell-cell adhesion. The transcript has 3 exons. The record is from RefSeq and is a predicted model, not a curated record. Lineage: Eukaryota; Metazoa; Mollusca; Gastropoda; Lottiidae. Bases 1 to 708 code for a protein of 235 amino acids. Gene Ontology annotation, cellular component: cell-cell junction. Gene Ontology annotation, molecular function: cell adhesion molecule binding.